AUGAUGGGUGCUGAAGCUGAUGAUAUUCAGUUUAUACACACGGAAGAUCAUAUAUUUUUAAGUUGUGUAUCUGUAUCAGUACGAGGUUUGCAAGAAAUGGUUAAUAGAACUUCAACUGAACAAUUAUCAGCAUCUCAAGAUGGACAAACUUUUCGAACAUUAUUAUAUGAACAUGCAAUUCUUCUUCAACAUUAUCGUAGUCAAAUGCAUGCCUAUAUGUCAACAAGUGAACGUAGUCAAGUCAAUGCAUCAUUUCGUCAGCAAGUAUGGAGGCUUGUACCAAUAUUGAGAAGUGUAGCAUGUGUAUAA
Molecule: messenger RNA, 309 nt
Organism: Rotaria sp. Silwood1
Lineage: Eukaryota; Metazoa; Rotifera; Eurotatoria; Philodinida; Philodinidae
Source: the annotation of a GenBank genome assembly